CUGUAUUUGGGUAUCCCCCGAAAUUCUGAAACUUUCCGAGGUUGCAACUCUGUGGCUCAAGCGCCUUGCGACUGUAGUGUACAAUAGACCGGCGCCCAGUGUGGGAAGCUUCGAUGAUGCUUCGGCUUCUUGCACUCGUCGGCUUGGUUCAAGUUGCUGCGCAAACUGUUGGCGGCGGCACUGGCGGCACUGGCGGCACCGGUACCGUUGGCGGCAGCACCGGGGUGGACUUGAGUCAGAUCAACCGGGACUUUCACUAUGCUUGUUCGCAUGGAGACCAGGAGAGGGCAGCUGCCUUGCUGACACAAGGUGCAAGCAUUAACGAUGUAUCUGCUUCCGGUCCUAAUUGGAGCCCAUUGGCAGAGGCUGUGAACAGACAGGACACCGCCAUGGCACUUUGGCUGCUUUCAAAAGGAGCAAGCCCCGACACUCCUGACAGACGUGGCCGCACCCCACUUUAUCACGCUGUCUACUACGGUAUGGCCGACAUUGCGAAGGAAAUGCUGAAGACUGCCAAGAACUUGAGUCCUCAUGAUGGCGAUGGCGUUGACUUGCUGACCCGUGCAGUAUGGAGGGAGGACGUUGAUAUGGUGAAAACUCUGCUUGAAGCCGGUGUGACAUCCGCUGCUGCUACGGCUGCGGCACAGAAUGCUCCUUGGACGAUUGGAAAGCUCUUUGGGAUUGCGGAACCAACGGCGCCUCCCACUGUGGUCUCUCCAAUCACUCCAGUGACUGCCCCAGCAGCUGCUCCUGUGGCGUCUCCAACUGCCCCGGCAACUGUGCCAGUAGCUGCGCCAGUCGCUGCUCCAGCCACCGCGCCAGCAGCUACUCCAGUGGCAUCCCCUGCCACCGCCCCAGCUCCCGCGGCGGAAACAGAGCCCACCACAAAUCCCUGAGUGAAACCAAGCUCAUGACGGAGUUGCCGCACCAGGUGCACAAGAGUUUACUGAGGGAUGAUCAUUCUUUGACCAUACUUUUGACCAUACCAUAAUUGAAAAGCAAGCCGGGUUCCGGGUUACACAGUCGAUGCGUUUCAUUCCCCAUUUCCCCGCAACAUCGAAAAACGCCCCUUGCAGUGAGAAUCGGCCUCUUGUGGUCUUUCGAGCUGUUCGAGCUCCUGUGAUGCGGCGCUCUAGCGGAUGCAUUGGACUUUCUCUGGCACCCUCUGGUGGUGGAUCAAUCCCAGAUUUGAGAAUCAAUCAGCAGUGUGCACCAGAC
Messenger RNA from Cladocopium goreaui, 1218 nucleotides. The record is from the annotation of a GenBank genome assembly. NCBI's taxonomy places the organism in Eukaryota, Dinophyceae, Suessiales, Symbiodiniaceae.